UUUUUUUUUUGAAUCAUGACAGAAAAUCAAUCUUAUGCCACUAGUAUUAUUCCUUCUUAUACUUUUGUAGUAGAUGGACCUUCAAAAGAUAAAUCAACAAUACCUAUUGAACAAAAACGAAUGGAUUAUCAAACAACAACAAAAGUAGUUCCUCCUGGUCCUUUACAUAUAGUUCCUUCUUGGCAACCUUUAGAUGCAAAUGAUAAGCCUCCUUAUUCUUAUGCUACUUUGAUUGCUCAUGCUAUUCUUUCAAGUGAUCAUCGAAGAUUAACUCUUAGUGAUAUUUAUCAAUGGAUUACUCAACAUUACCCUUUUUAUUCUAUGACUGAACAUGGUUGGCAGAAUUCUAUUCGACAUAAUUUAUCAUUAAACAAAGCUUUUAUUCGUAUACAACGAUCAUCAAAUUCAGGAAAAGGAAGUUAUUGGACUAUUCGUACAGGGCAAGAACAAGGUUUUAUUGACAAUCUGAUCAAACGACGUGGUCCUAUUCGUAAACAACCAGUGACAUUACCUCGUACUUUAUAUCACCAUCGAUCAUCAUCCUCAAAGAAUAACAAAACAAUGAAUAAUUCUCCUUUAUUCACCACUUUUCGAAUGACACCAUCAACAUCAACCAAACGGAAACGAUCCAUGCCAGAGUUACACCAACUAAUGGACGACGAUCAUGAUUCUGAUUGUGAUAGUGGGAUCGAUGUAGGCCAAGAAUAUACAACAUCCAAGGAAAAAACAAGCAAACCAUUACUCAAAAAGGCAAAAUCCACACCGUGUUUAUAUGAUGGUCACCUGUACGACAAUAAUAAUAAUAAUAAUAAUAAUAAUAGCGAUAAUACUAGCAUUACUUCGAUCUUGGAUGAUACAUUUUCACUUCUACCAACAACACCUUUUAUUCCAACAACAACCACUCUGAUGCCUACUUGGUUGGACCCUAUAACAUCAUCAUCGUUUUUCGACUGGUUGGAUCCAUCUAUACCUUCAACGCCAACAACAACAACAACAACAACAACAACAACAAUGACAUGUCAAGAUAUUUCUUUUCAAGAUUUGUUAAAUACCACUGAACCAUCUUCCACCAUGCUUUCUUUUGAACAACAAAUGGGAUCAUUUCCUUUUGAUAUCUUUGAUGAUUCGCUCUUGAUGACUGAUUGGGUUGUAUGAAAAAAAAAAAAAAAUAGAUGCAUCGGCGAUUUGGUGAUACCUUUGUAUUAUACUUCAUUCUCCCCCCUGAUUGUUUUUUUAUCUACUUUAGUACACAUACAUAUUUUUUUUUUAUUUAUUACUCUCCCCACUCAUUGGCUGGCCCAAGUAUAUUACACAAUAAUAAACAUCCGCUCUUUCUUCCGUUU
This is a messenger RNA of Halteromyces radiatus, 1343 nucleotides long. Its product is annotated as fork head domain-containing protein. The record is from RefSeq and is a predicted model, not a curated record. Bases 16 to 1155 code for a protein of 379 amino acids. Gene Ontology annotation, biological process: regulation of transcription by RNA polymerase II. Gene Ontology annotation, molecular function: DNA-binding transcription factor activity, RNA polymerase II-specific; RNA polymerase II cis-regulatory region sequence-specific DNA binding. The transcript is spliced from 2 exons. NCBI's taxonomy places the organism in Eukaryota, Fungi, Mucoromycota, Mucoromycetes, Mucorales, Cunninghamellaceae.